Sphenostylis stenocarpa is the source of this 270-nucleotide messenger RNA. The record is from the annotation of a GenBank genome assembly. NCBI's taxonomy places the organism in Eukaryota, Viridiplantae, Streptophyta, Magnoliopsida, Fabales, Fabaceae.
AUGAAGGUGCUGAUCAGGUGCUGCGCCCAGCUUAUAUCAGUGGCCUUCAAUGUUGCUGACGUUGUCGUAAUUAUACCCAUACCCCUCCUUUUUGUUGUUACAAAAAACUUUUGUGGUAUGAUUAGAGUUGUUCUCGUUCCUGAAGCACAUUUUGAUCUUCAUAAACGAUUUUCAUGUUUAAAGUUUUGGAAACUGUGGGUGACUCUGGGUGACCUGGGUUACGUGAGGCCGAGACCCGAGGCCCCUGUCGGGACAGCAAUUGGGAAUUAA